Linum trigynum is the source of this 5250-nucleotide messenger RNA. The record is from the annotation of a GenBank genome assembly. NCBI's taxonomy places the organism in Eukaryota, Viridiplantae, Streptophyta, Magnoliopsida, Malpighiales, Linaceae.
AUGGCCUUCUUUAGGAACUAUUCUGCUGAAACAAUCUCAAACAGAGCUGAAGAAAAGGGGCAGAAUCCUGGUAGAAUGGUUGGAAGCGAGGAUGUUGAUGGGACUUCCAGUGAAAGAGAAUUCGAUAUGAACAUCGAUCCACGGUAUGAAAGUGAGACUGAACUAGGGGAGAGUAGGGUGCUGGAUGAUGGAGCUCCUGACCAUGAAGCUGGUGCAAGUAAUUCACAUUUUCAGCCUUCUUCUGGAAAGGGAAAUGUGUCUGGGAAAUGGGGUUCAAGUUUUUGGAAAGAUUGCCGACCUAUGAGUGCUCAGGGGGUAUCUGAUUCGGGGCAGGACUCAAAAUCAGACUUUAAGCACGUCGAGGGGUCAGAAGAUAAUGUAUCAGAUGGCGAGGAUGACAGGUUAGAAUCAGAGUAUGAUGAAGAGGCAAAAGAAUCGCAUAGAGAUUUGAAGGGACAUUAUGAUGUUCCUGCUGAUGAGAUGUUGUCGGAUGAAUAUUACGAGCAGGAUGGGGAAGAUCCAACUGAUUUGACUCACUUUAAGGGUUUUAGCAAUUCAGCUGGUCUGAAUUCUAGGCAACCGUCUAAGCCUGCGCCUGUCAAUAACAAUUCGUCCAGGAGCUCGAGAGCUAUGCGGAAUAAUAGAGAUGAUGACAAUGAUGAGGGUGAUGCUGAUUAUGAGGAAGAGGACGAUGAAGACGACCCAGAGGAUGUUGACUUUGACCCAAAUUAUGGUGGCACUAGUGUUCGUCCAGGGAAAAAGGAUAAAGACUGGGGUGCUGACUCGGAUGAUGCUGAUGACGAUUUGGAUGUCUCAGAUGAUGAUGACGAUGAUGAUUUUUAUAAGACAAAAAGGCCUAAGGGAAGACAACGGGGUAAUGGUGGACGUUCUGCAAAAUCUGCAAGAGAGCGCAGGCCCACACACACUCAAGCACGGCCUAGAAGAGGCAAAUCAUCAUAUGAAGAGGAUGAGUUCUCUGCUGAGGAUUCCGAGAGUGAGAGUGAUGAAGACUUUAAGAGUCUGACUAGAAGAGCAAAUAUUCGGAAGUCUAAUGCUCGCUCCACUAUGUUGGCACAUACUAGUGGACGAAACAAUGAAGUGCGUAGUUCUGGUAGGUCAGUCCGGAAGGUGUCAUACGUUGAAAGUGAUGAAAGUGAAGAAAUCGAUGAGACAAAGAAGAACAAAUCUCAAAAGGAGGAAAUUGAGGAAGAAGAUGGAGAUUCCAUAGAAAAGGUGUUGUGGCAUCAGCCAAAGGGAAUGGCUGAAGAUGCCCUUAGGAAGAAUAAAUCAGCAGAACCUGUUCUUGCAACUCACCUUUUCACUUCCGAGCCAGAUUGGAAUGAAGUGGAGUUCUUGAUAAAGUGGAAAGGACAGUCACAUUUGCAUUGUCAGUGGAAAUCUUUCUUUGAACUACAAAAUCUCAGCGGUUUUAAGAAGGUGCUGAACUAUACCAAAAAAGUAGUAGAAGAUAUCAGGUAUCGGAGGAUGCUUUCGCGUGAAGAGAUUGAGGUCAACGAUGUGAGCAGGGAAAUGGAUUUGGAUCUUAUAAAACAAAAUAGUCAGGUGGAAAGAGUUGUUUCUGACCGAAUAAGCAAAGAUAGCUCUGGUAAUAUUAUACCGGAGUAUCUAGUCAAGUGGCAAGGACUCUCUUAUGCUGAGGCCACCUGGGAAAAAGAUGUCGACAUUGCAUUUGCUCAAGAUGCGAUAGAUGAAUAUAAGGCACGUGAGGCGGCAAUUGCAGCUGUACAAGGGAAAAUGGUGGAUUUUCAGCGGAGGAAAGGCAAAGCAAGCUUGAGAAAGCUUGAUGAGCAGCCUGAAUGGUUGAGAGGAGGAAAGCUUCGUGAUUAUCAGCUGGAGGGCUUGAAUUUUCUUGUGAACAGCUGGAGAAAUGAUACGAAUGUCAUUCUAGCUGAUGAGAUGGGUCUUGGGAAAACGGUGCAGUCAGUUUCAAUGCUUGGGUUUCUUCAGUAUGCUCAGCAGAUCCCUGGCCCAUUUCUUGUUAUUGUGCCUUUGUCCACACUAUCUAACUGGGCGAAAGAAUUUAGAAAGUGGCUUCCAGAUAUGAACAUAAUAGUAUACGUUGGUACGCGUGCCAGCCGAGAGGUUUGCCAACAAUAUGAGUUCCACAAUGAGAAGAAAGUUGGUAGGCCAGCAAAGUUUAAUGCACUGUUGACCACAUAUGAAGUUGUUCUGAAAGACAAAGCAGUGCUGUCAAAGAUCAAAUGGAACUAUAUGAUGGUUGAUGAAGCUCACAGGUUAAAGAAUAGUGAGGCGCAGCUGUACACGACUCUCUCUGAAUUCAGUACCAAAAACAAGUUGCUGAUCACUGGCACUCCACUGCAAAACAGUGUGGAAGAACUAUGGGCUUUGCUGCAUUUCCUUGAUCCAGAUAAAUUCAAAAACAAAGAUGAUUUUGUCCAGAACUACAAGAAUCUUAGUUCAUUCAAUGAAAAUGAGCUUGCUAAUCUGCAUAUGGAAUUGAGGCCCCAUAUCCUCAGAAGAGUCAUUAAAGACGUGGAGAAAUCUUUGCCUCCAAAAAUUGAGCGUAUUUUGAGGGUGGAAAUGUCCCCUCUACAGAAACAGUACUAUAAAUGGAUCUUGGAACGCAACUUCCAUGACUUAAACAAAGGAGUUCGUGGAAAUCAGGUGUCACUUCUUAACAUUGUGGUGGAGUUGAAGAAAUGUUGUAAUCAUCCCUUUCUCUUUGAAAGUGCUGACCAUGGUUAUGGGGGUGAUACCUUUGAUGAUGGAAGCAAAUUGGAGAGAAUUAUCUUGAGCAGUGGAAAGCUAGUAAUACUUGACAAAUUGCUUGUCCGAUUGCACGAGACAAAACAUCGUGUUCUGAUUUUUUCACAGAUGGUCAGAAUGCUGGACAUACUUGCCGAGUAUAUGUCACACAGAGGGUUUCAAUUUCAGAGGCUUGAUGGGAGUACCAAGGCCGAGUUGCGUCAUCAGGCAAUGGAGCAUUUUAAUGCACCUGGAAGUGAUGAUUUCUGCUUUCUUCUAUCAACUAGGGCGGGUGGUCUUGGUAUAAACCUUGCAACGGCUGACACAGUUAUAAUAUUUGAUUCAGAUUGGAAUCCACAAAACGACUUACAGGCUAUGAGUAGAGCUCACAGAAUUGGACAACAAGAAGUUGUUAACAUCUAUAGAUUUGUGACAAGCAAAAGUGUUGAGGAGGAUAUCCUCGAGCGAGCUAAAAAGAAAAUGGUUCUUGACCAUUUGGUUAUCCAAAAGCUGAAUGCUGAGGGGAGAUUGGAAAAGAAAGAAGCAAAGAAGGGAAGUUAUUUUGACAAAAAUGAACUGUCUGCAAUUUUGCGGUUUGGGGCUGAGGAACUCUUUAAAGAAGAAAGAAGUGAUGAAGAAAACAAGAAAAGGCUCUUAAGCAUGGAUAUUGAUGAAAUCCUGGAAAGAGCAGAGAAGGUUGAAGAGAAGGAAGGUGAACAAGAGGAAGGGCAUGAACUGUUGAGUGCAUUUAAGGUUGCUAAUUUUGGUUCUGCGGAAGAUGAUACAAGUUUCUGGAGUAGGUGGAUAAAACCAGAUGCUGUAGCUGAUGCUGAAAAUGCUUUAGCUCCGCGUGCUGCAAGAAAUACGAAGAGUUAUGCUGAGACUGACCCAGCCGAGAGAAGUAGCAAACGGAAAAAGAAAGCUUCUGAGCCACCAGAACCGCAGGAAAGAGCACAGAAGCGUAGAAAAGCAGCAGAUCAUUCUGCCCCAUUGGUGUCAAUGAUUGAUGGAGCUUCUGCUCAAGUCAGAGAUUGGUCGUAUGGGAAUCUGUCUAAGAGGGAUGCGUUACGCUUUUCUCGCGCGGUAAUGAAAUUCGGGAAUCUUAGCCAACUUGAUUUGAUAGCUGCUGAAGUCGGCGGAGCCUUUGCAGCAGCUCCACAAGAUGCACAGAUUGAGCUUUUCGAUGCCUUGGUAGAUGGUUGCAAAGAGGCUAGUGAAGUAGAAAGUAUGGACCCAAAGGGACCAUUGUUAGAUUUUUUUGGUGUUUCGGUGAAGGCCAACGAUUUGCUCACUCGUGUUCAAGAACUGCAGCUACUGGAAAAACGAAUAAACCGUUAUGAGAAUCCUGUUGCACAAUUCCGUGUGUUGUCAGACCUAAAACCUUCAAACUGGUCCAAGGGCUGUGGCUGGAAUCAGAUUGAUGAUGCAAGAUUGCUUCUGGGCAUAUAUCACCAUGGGUUUGGUAACUGGGAGAAGAUAAGGUUAGAUGAAAGGCUUUGCCUCUCCAAGAAGAUCGCCCCAGCAGAACUCCAACACCAUGAGACAUUUCUUCCUCGUGCCCCUAAUUUGAGGGACCGGGCUAAUGCUCUCUUAGAGAUGGAACUUGCAGCUGCCGGUGGUAAGAAUGCCAAGGUUAAAGUAGGACGGAAGGCUUCUAAGAAGGAAACUGGGCCUCUCGUAAAUUCUUCAGCACUUCGAAUGAAGGACAAGAAGGUGAAACCUAAUUUCGGCACAGUUAAUAAUACCCAUAGCAGCAGGAAUAGGCAAAAUCAGAAACCACAACAGAGAGUUGAGCCGCUAGUGAAAGAGGAAGGUGAGAUGUCAGAUAAUGAGGAACUUAGCGUGCAAUUUAAGCAAAUGAAAUGGACUGAGUGGUGCCAUGAUGUCAUGGUUGAUGAGAUAAAAACGUUAAAGCGACUCCACAGACUGCAGACUACCAGUGCGGACCUCCCAAAGGAAAAGGUACUCUCAAAGAUCCGGAACUAUUUGCUGAUAAUUGGAAGAAGAAUCGACCAAAUAAUAUCAGAAUACGAAGACCUUUAUAAGCCAGAUAGAUUAGCAAUGAGGCUGUGGAAAUAUGUUUCAACCUAUUCAAAUCUAUCCGGAGAGAGACUCGAACAGACAUACUCGAAACUGAAAAAGGAGCUGGAUGAGGAGGCAGGGGUGGGACCCUCGUAUAUGAAUGGAGAUGGAGAUUCGUCAAAUUAUUUCCCUCAAUUUUCAGGUCAUGCUGAUAGGCAGAGAGGGCAGAAAUCUGGUUAUCAAUUGUCCGAUCCUACUCCAAAAGGUCUCGACACUGCGAAAUUCGAAGCAUGGAAAAGACGGAGAAGAGCUGAGGCUGAUAUACCUUUACAAGCACAGCAUACCCUCCCCCAAGCUCAACCACGGUUGAUGAAUACUAAUGGCAACCGUGUAGUUGACCCUAAUUCAUUGGGGAUCCUUGGUGCAGCACCAACUGAUAAUAGGCAGCUCAGUAAUGGGAGGCCUUACAGAAUGCGGCAAGCUGGUUUUCCUCCAAGAUGA